AUGCCGCCGCCCGCCCCGCUCCGCCUCUGCCUGUGCGCGGCCGCCGCCGCCGCUGCGGCCCUCGUGCUCCGCGGCGAUUACCGCCUGGCCGGGCUGUUCCCGCUGCACAUCGCCGGGCCCCGCACCGACGCCAGCCCGCUGGCUCGCGGCUGCGAUGACAAUGCCGUCUUCAAGAGCCACGGUUACUGCCUGUCCCAGGCCCUGCGAUUCACCAUAGAGGAGAUCAACAACUCCAGCACGCUGCUCCCGAACGUCACUCUGGGCUACGACAUCCACGACACCUGCUCUGAGCCCGCCAACCUCCACGCCACCCUGAGUGCCCUCAUCCGCAAAGGCAGGCAGGAUGUCCAGCUGCUCCCCACCUUACAACACUAUGAGCCCCAGGCUGUUGCUGUCAUUGGCCCCGACAGCACACAGCUGGCCCUCACCACAGCUGCCAUCCUCGGCAUCUUCCUCGUACCAGAGAUCAGCUAUGAAGCCUCUGUGGAGACGCUGAGCGUGAAGCGGCUGUACCCGUCGUUCCUGCGCACCAUCCCCAGUGACAGGCAGCAGGUGAAAGCUAUUUUCCUGCUGCUGCAGCACUUUGGCUGGACCUGGGUGGCACUGCUGGGCAGCGACAACACCUAUGGUAGGGGUGGCCUGGAUGCCCUGCAGAAGUUGCUGAGCGCAAGUGACGUGUGCGUGGCCUACCGAGGCACCAUUCCUGUCAACUCAGACACCAGCAACCCUGAGCUCCACAACGUGGUCCGACUCCUCACAGACAUCAAGGUCAAUGUCACCAUCGUCUUCUCCAACAGCCAAAGCGCCCGCCCAUUCUUUGAGGUGGUGGUCCAGAAGAACAUCACAGGCAUGGUGUGGGUGGGCUCUGAAGACUGGCUGUUGUCUAAAACCGUCUGGCAGGUGCCUGGCAUCCAGACCAUUGGCACGGUGAUUGGGAUGACAGUUGAAAACCCAGAGUCUGUGAUGCUGGAACGCUUUGAAAGUUGGAAGAUGAUGGAGGAAGGUGCUGCGGCCAAGUGUGCCGGCACUGCAGAGGCAGGUGGGGAAUCCGGGGGGAGCUGCACCCAGCACUACACCAGCUGCCGCUCCCUCACUGCUGCCCCCAACGUGUUCGACGCUCAAGCCUCCUUCAACGUGUACUCGGCCGUGUACGCUGUGGCCCACGGCCUCCACAACCUGCUGGGCUGUGCCUCGGGGGCUUGCAGCAAAGGCACCAUCUAUCCCUGGCAGCUCCUACAAAAGAUCAGGCAGGUAAACUUCACCCUGUACAAGAGCCGAGUCUCUUUUGAUGCCAGCGGGGAUAUUUGUAAAGGCUACGACAUCGUCAUGUGGAACUGGAGUGGCUCAAGCUGGGCUUCUGAUGUGAUAGGAACCUUCCGUGUCAACCCUGACAGGCUGAGCAUCGACCCAGGCAAAGUCCUGUGGCACACAAAAGAUAACCAGGCUCCCACCGCGCUGUGCUCCAAGGCCUGUCAGCCGGGGGAGUGGCGGCUGCAGCAGAACCGCCACCGGUGCUGCUUUAACUGUGUGGCCUGUCCGUUGGGAACCUUCCUGAACAGAUCAGACCCCUACAGGUGCCAGGACUGCAGGUUGGACGAGUGGGCCCCAGCAGGGAGCGAGGCCUGUUUCAACCGUGUUGUCGAGUUCCUGUCCUGGUCCGAGCCCCUCUCCUGGGUGCUGCUGACCCUGGCUGUGCUCCUCAUGCUGCUCAUGGUGGCACUGGCUGUCCUCUUUGCCCUCAAUGCCUCCACACCCGUGGUCAAGUCUGCAGGCGGGAAGAUGUGCUUCAUCAUGCUGGGGGCCCUGGCCUGCACCUGCAGCAGCCUCUUCUGCUACUUUGGGGAGCCCACAAGGCUGGCGUGCCUGCUGCGGGUGCCACUCUUUUCCGUCAGCUUCACCGUGUUCCUCUCGUGCGUGGCGACCCGCUCCUUCCAGAUCCUCUGCAUCUUCAAGCUGAACGCGCGCUGCCCGGCGCUCUACGAGGCCUGGCUGCGGCGCCAGGGCCCGCUGCUGUUUGUGGCCGGCAGCACGGCGGCGCAGGCCUUGCUGUGCUUGGCCGCCGAGGUCACCAGCCCCUCGGUGCCGCUCCGGGACUACGACGCGCAGCCCGACCGGGUGGUGCUGGAGUGCGCCCCGAGCGCCGCGGCCGCCGCCACCACCGCCUACACGGUGCUGCUCAGCGUGGGCUGCUUCGCGCUCAGCUACGCGGGCACGGACCUGCCCGCCGGCUACAACGAGGCCAAGGGCCUGACAGUGAGCCUGCUGCUGCACCUGGGCUUCUCGGCCGCCGUGCUCUGCUCGCAGGGCGCGCUGCGCGGCCGGGCCGAGGCGGCGGCGAAGGUGCUCGGGGCGCUGGGCACGCUCGGGGCGCUGCUGGGCGGGUACUUCGUGCCGCGGGCCUUCGUCAUCCUGCUGCGGCCGCAGCAGAACACGGCCGAGCACUUCCAGAUGGCCAUACAGGCGUACACGCGCCGCUGGGCCGCCGCCUGA
Molecule: messenger RNA, 2490 nt
Organism: Corapipo altera (White-ruffed manakin)
Lineage: Eukaryota; Metazoa; Chordata; Aves; Passeriformes; Pipridae
Gene: TAS1R1
Product: taste 1 receptor member 1
Exons: 6
Coding region: 1-2490 (829 amino acids)
Biological process (GO): G protein-coupled receptor signaling pathway; sensory perception of umami taste
Cellular component (GO): membrane
Molecular function (GO): G protein-coupled receptor activity
Source: RefSeq, a predicted model, not a curated record